UCUCUCUCAGAUUUUCACUACACUCUCACUCUCUCUUUCUCUUUCUCUCACCUCUCUCGAACCCGUUGUUAGGGUUUCGCUCCGUCAUUUCCAUCUCUCGUUCGUGAUGGCGCUGAAUGAGAAUCGUACUGCGAGAUCAAGCUCCGCCGAGGCGGUUCAAAGAGAUGUAGAUGCAAGAGACACUCUUGUUGCCGAUGAUGAGGAGAUGAUCGAUGAUAGUAACGAUGACUCUGAAGAAGACACUGGAUUAUUUAGUCCAAUUUGUUCGUUCUGUGACAAUGGUGGUGAAAUUUUGCCUUGUGAAGGGUUAUGCUUAAGGUCCUUCCAUGCGACAAUAGAUGCCAGUGUGGAUUGUGUCUCUCUCGGCUAUACUAGGGCUCAAGUUGAGGAGAUCCCAAACUUUUUAUGCAAGAAUUGCAAGUACAGAAAACAUCAGUGCUUUGCUUGUGGAAAGUUGGGAUCAUCUGAUGUGGAAGCUGGUGCUGAGGUGUUUCGUUGCUUUAAUGCAACAUGUGGUCAAUUCUAUCAUGCAAAGUGUGUUGCACAGCUACUUUUCCGGCAAAAUGAAGCAAAAGCAAUGGGAUUUGCAGAAAAGAUUAUUAAUGGGGAGCGAUUCACAUGCCCAAUCCAUAGGUGCAGCGUCUGUGAUGGCAUUGAAGACAGAAAAGUUAGGGCGUUGCAGUUUGCAGUUUGCAGACGAUGCCCAAAGUCAUACCACAGAAAAUGCUUGCCAAGGAAAAUUUCUUUCAAAGCUUCAAUAGAGACAGGUAUAAUCAAGAGGGCAUGGGACGGUCUUCUUCCUAAACGCGUUUUGAUUUACUGCCUGUAUGUCCCCAUUUUGAAGCAUCAAAUUGACGAGAAUCUUAGAACACCUAGAAGAGACCAUAUCGUAUUUCCUACUCUAAAGGUAAAAAUCAAAGAAAGCAAAACCGCUGUUGUCACAAAAGUGGUGAAUACCCGGCUGGUGCCUAACUUGAUCAUGGAAAAUGCUUCUGUAAAAGUAACUAACCAGACUGGAAAGCUUUCUGCUGUAGAAAAGACAUAUUCUACCGGAAACAAUGAGAAAGCAGAUACCAAACAAGUGCUUGACAAAAAAAGGAAAGUAAAAAUCUUGAAGGAGACCGUGCAAACCGGCACUAGCAAGCUGCUGUUAGCAGAGAAUUCUAAAGUUUCCAUUAGUGGUGUUUCUCCAGCCUCAACUUCAACCUCAAAGAAAUACGUUACUUCGUUGCCUGUGAUUGAUGAUGCAACUGAAAGGAAAAUUCAGGUCUUAUUCGAGGAAAUUUCUUCCUCCAUUACACUUGAAGAUAUUAAGAAAAAGCUCACUAGGCCAUCAACUUAUUCUUCAUCUCUUAGGUUUACUGGUAAGGGUAUUACAACAGGAAAGGUAGAAGGAGCUGUUGAGGCGGUAAAAGCUGCUUUGCAGAAAUUAGAAAAUGGCACGAGUGUUGAGGAUGCCAAAGCUGUUUGUGAACCUAAUGUUCUUGGGCAGAUUGUUAAGUGGAAGAACAAACUUCAUGUUUAUCUUGCUCCUUUUAUGCAUGGCAUGCGCUACACUUCUUUUGGACGGCAUUUCACGAAAGUGGAGAUGCUUAAUGAGAUUGCUGAUAAGCUUCAGUGCUACGUGCAAAACAGUGACAUGGUGGUUGACUUCUGCUGUGGCGCGAAUGAUUUUAGUAUGCUGAUGAAAGAAAAACUUGAGGCUGCUGGGAAGGAAUGCUUCUUCAAAAAUUAUGAUAUCAUGCCAUCAAAGAACCACUUUAACUUUGAAAGAAGAGAUUGGAUGACAGUGCAGCCAGAUGAAUUACCUACUGGAUCCCAAUUGAUAAUGGGGCUAAAUCCUCCUUUUGGUCUCAAAGGUUGUCUUGCCAAUGAGUUCAUUAACAAAGCUCUUACAUUUAAGCCAAAGCUCCUCAUUCUUAUUGUUCCCAAAGAGACUCAGAGAUUAGACGAGAAAGAUCAACCAUACGAUCUAAUCUGGCAGGACACAGAAAUGCUUUCUGGGAAGGCUUUUUACUUGCCCGGGUCAGUGGACAACAAUCAAAAGCAAAUGGAACAGUGGAAUUUGAAGACUCCCCCGCUUUCUCUAUGGAGCCGUCCUGACUGGACCUUGAGGCAUGUGGAGAUUGCUUCGAGGCAUGGCCACCUCUCUGACAAGCCCAACUUCUCUAAAUAUUGGAUUAUGCAAAGAGAGGAACAACUUAACGAAGAAGAAUACAACGAUACACAUGCUCUUCGUGAAGAAAAUGAAAUUAGGGCCGAAAUUCCCUGUAAAUCCGCUGAAAAGAAUGAAACAAUAUCUGAUGAGAUGAUGAUCCCUGUGUGCGGGGAGUUUGAUGAGCUCUCUGAUAUGAGCAUUUCGUCUCCAGCGAGAAGCGACAACGGGGACCAAUUCGGCGGCCAUCUGGGCUCGGAUCAGCUGCUGAAUUUCGAAACUUUUGGCUCCGCGGGCUUUGCGCCAGGCCCGUGGCAGCAUCAGCAGGGCACAUCUGGUUGGCUUGAUGAAUGAUGAACUGAGUAGUUCUGUGGUCAGUUUUUCGACACGGCUAUUUGUUAAAUAUUGUGUAUGUGUUUGUUAUGCUGUUCUUGAAUGGUAACAUCAGAGCGGGAAGGCGAUUAUUUGUAAUAGUAAGUUGGACAAAACCUACUUGAUACCUGCUAGCUUAUGAAGUAAUUAAAUACCCUUACUGGCUUUUGGCAACUUACUAAACUCAUUAUGAUUUCCUUUUGAUUAAAUACAUCAA
Molecule: messenger RNA, 2744 nt
Organism: Ananas comosus (pineapple)
Lineage: Eukaryota; Viridiplantae; Streptophyta; Magnoliopsida; Poales; Bromeliaceae
Product: protein ENHANCED DOWNY MILDEW 2-like
Exons: 17
Coding region: 107-2509 (800 amino acids)
Source: RefSeq, a predicted model, not a curated record